Messenger RNA from Mya arenaria, 2864 nucleotides. RefSeq lists its product as uncharacterized. Gene Ontology annotation, cellular component: membrane. Bases 339 to 1184 code for a protein of 281 amino acids. Gene Ontology annotation, molecular function: tumor necrosis factor receptor binding. Lineage: Eukaryota; Metazoa; Mollusca; Bivalvia; Myida; Myidae. The record is from RefSeq and is a predicted model, not a curated record. The transcript has 7 exons. Gene Ontology annotation, biological process: immune response.
GAGUAUAUAUAGUACAAUACUUACUUUAAAAUUGUAUGUGCGCUAGGACUCUUCAAACAAACACAGUAUUAUACGGAUUGGUUUUAAAGAUAACACAAUGGAUAUAUUUAAAAGUUAUACAUUUUCGCGAAUAUUUAUUUAAUUGACAGUUCUGGUAGCGUCGAUUACCGAUCACAUACCUGCAGUGUCUGACGGUUCCAAGCCCGUAAAAAGGGGAGGACCACAAACAUUGCUGGUAACCCUGCCAGACAUUGUAAGCAGGAACCAAGCCAGGAUAUAGGAUAAUUAAAGGCAAAAGAAGCAAACCGCAGUCCCUUUCUUUCUUUUUUUUUAAAAAGAUGGUAUUUGACUGCACGUUAAAAGGAAGGACAUUGAGAUGGCUUACGUUUGGAUUGCUGCUCUUAUGUAUUUGCCUGACAUUCAUUCUCCUCGGUAUGGUUUUGGGAUGGUAUUUUAAACAUCGGACCCCUUUACCAUUCGAGUCCAACAAGCACUGUUUGGCAUGCGAUGACCUCCAACCACGGCUAUAUAACUCUCUAGCCACAGAUAAAGACAUAAAUGCACUAAGGCAAAGACUUAACACUUCACAAUGUUGCGGCGCUUUCAGCAAUGUUAUGCAGCUUCUAAUUAAAAAGGAAGUUUCAUUGCAGUUCUACCAGACCAGCACAUCAGAUUCAAAUAUUAUUGGGGAAUCGUUUAUCAAAGACUGUGAUUUGGAAGUCGACAUCAAAUCACCAAAAGCUAAACUGGUCGGCGUUGUAAAUAGCGUUCCAAGUUUUUUAGUUCAAGGCCAUUCAAAACUUCGAUGGAAUAAAAACAGUCGCACCUUCACUGCGAACAACUGCAUUCAUCUUGAACUUGAAGGGGAAAUCUUCAUCAAAACACCAGGCUACUAUAUGGUAUCUUCAACGCUAAAUAUUAAUGCCACGAGAAGUAACAAUACAGCAACAUUCAGUCACAAUGUCAACAUAUUCUCUCAUAAAUUUGGAACAACUGGUGUACUUAUGCAGCGGCAACGAUCCAUCAAAGAAUCAGGCAACGGUGUUUUUACAAGUUAUAUGUCUGCGGUUUUUAAGCUACAUAUGUAUGAUAGGAUAUCUGUUUCAGUCAGCCACCCAGACUAUAUAGCUAUCGACUCAUCAACUGACAAUUUCAUUGCAUACUAUACGUAUGAUUUUUACUAAUGUACUGAAAUUCAAUCAUGUAUCCAGUUCUAGGGAUUAAUAAAGUGCAAAUCGUGGAAAUUAUAAAACAAAAUGGAAGUUUAAUUAAAAAGUAUUUUUGUAUAACCGAAUGUUAAUAAUCUUGUCUGGUUAUUGGUGAAUAACAGUUUUGUUAUGAAGGCUGGAAUAUUUCCAUUUUUCACUAUUUGAGUUGACAGAUGCCUUUUUUCAGUUUUAGCUAAAUGUUGAGCUUACAAUAAGGGUCUUAAAUAAAUGUUAUUCUGACUUCUAUCAGUGAGAAAGAAUGAAGUAGCAUAUUUCACAUAGAAUUGUGGUUGCAUAUUAUCCUCUUUAUUUUCUAUUUACGUGUAAAUGUAUUUUUCAUUUGUGAUAUUUAUCUUGACCAGAAUUGAGUAAGAUACGGGCAAUUAACAGGAAAGUGAUGACAGUGAUAAAAUAUUUCACUUUCCAAGAUAUUCAAGCGAAUUCAGGUGUUAACUUUUUAAAUUUUAUAAGCGAAAUGGAAAACUAUGAUCGCCAGUUGAUUGACGGGGUAAAGUUUCAUCACAGUACUUAUGUAUAAAAGGUUUUUGAGAUAGGGAAUAAGGAAACAUUAUAUAUAUAUCUGUUGUAUUCAUCUAGUAACUAAUGGCCGUGGCUUAUCAUUGAUGUUUUUACCAUAGUGGUAAUUGACUUUGUUGAUUUCAGAUAUAUAACAAAUGUAAGAAACAGCUGCUGCUAUUGUGUUUACCUCUAAAUUCCAGUUGCUUUCUACGUUUAAAUUUUGCAUAAUUCUUUUCACAUCUAUUUGUCCAGAUAUUGAAAUCAUACCGUUGAUAAACGACAACGCUGUUUUUACAAGUUAUAUAUCCGCGGUUUUUAAGUUACAUAUGUACAAUAGGAGCCCUGUUCCUGUCAGCGGUUAUAUGAUCUAAAUAUAUUUUUGUAUACAUUGUAUAUCAUUGUAUUUAUUUAUGUAUUUAAUGUGUAUCAUGACAUUUUGAAUAUUUGAGAGGUGCAGUGUUUUAUGUAAUAUGUUAAAUAGUAUUAUACAAUAGGUCAGUCAGACUAAAUGAAAAUUACGACAACGAGUGCUUUAUUGUGUGAGUUGCGCAAGGCAACUAUUUAGUACAAUGUUUUUUUAUGAUUUGUUGUACAUAAGUUAGUUUAUGGCUUGUGUGAAAUUAUAUCUGCAUUGCCAUUUCUUCAAAGCAGAUGGUUAUUGUAUGUUUAAUGUACUGUAUAUACCUUUUUUUGAUGCACGCACCGUCUAUACCUUAAUAAUGUCACGAUAGACACUCUAUACCAAAAUUAUGUAUACACCGUCUUUACCUUAUUGAUGCAUAGACCGUCUAUACCUUAAUAAUGUAUAAUUUAUAUUGUAUUAUGAUAUUAUGACUAUUUGCUAUUUUUUUAACUCAUUGUUAUAUAUUUUGCUUAUUAUGCGUUACAUAUGCGGUAUUGUUCGACGUACAUUGUCUAAUAAUUGUAUCUAUAUGUUAGAAUAAAUUUAUAUGUUGUGUGUGGAGAUGUAUAUAUUCAGAGACUGGUAAGCUGUUAGUAUGCCAAUAAUGUUUCCUUUCGAAAUAACAUUUAUGAAAUAAAGAAUGUUAGAUUCUGGAUAAUCCAUGCUAUACAUUUAGCCAAACUGGAUUUAAUCUCUUGGGAAGUUUGGUGUCAAUAAAUUGGAAAAAUAACUAU